This is a messenger RNA of Exophiala spinifera, 1059 nucleotides long. RefSeq lists its product as uncharacterized. Bases 1 to 1059 code for a protein of 352 amino acids. Lineage: Eukaryota; Fungi; Ascomycota; Eurotiomycetes; Chaetothyriales; Herpotrichiellaceae. The transcript has 2 exons. The record is from RefSeq and is a predicted model, not a curated record.
AUGCUGCAACUCAACUGUCGAGCACCUUUCCGGGGGAUCUUUGCCCGACCGGCCAUCAGAAGGUACCACUUUCAAAAGCCGCUUUCGGAGCCUCGGACACGGUUUACCGGCAAGACCAUCGUCGUGACUGGUGCCAACUCUGGUCUUGGGUUCGAGGCUGCGGCCAAAUUCACCGCCCUAGACGCCUCUCGCGUUAUACUCGCGGUCCGCGAUAUUGCAAAGGGCCAGCAAGCCAAAACCGCCAUCGAAGAACGUACGGGCAUCCGCAAUGUGUUGGAAGUAUGGCCCCUUGACAUGGAGUCAUAUUCAAGCAUUUGGCAAUUUGCUCACCGCUGUACCGAGGAUCUCCGCCGGCUUGACGUCGCCGUCUUGAACGCCGGAGUGUUCAACGUCGGCUACGCGACAUCCCCACAGGGAUGGGAAAACACUAUCCAGGUGAACGUCCUAUCGACGGCGUUGUUGGCGCAGUACCUCCUUCCCAAAAUGAAAGACACCGGACAGCAGUCCGGCACGGGCGAGCCGCCUGUCUUGACAUUUGUAUCCUCUCGGCGUCACGAAAAAGUUGUGUUCCACGAGGACGAGCUGGACACCCAGACGAUCCUGCAGUCACUAAACGAUCCUGAAAGGUACAAUUCAAGUCGGCAGUAUCAAAUAUCAAAACUCCUCGUCAUGUGCGUGAUGCAAAAGCUGGCAGCCAUCGUCGGAUCCGGGUCAAGCAACCACGAGCCUGACGUCGUAAUCAAUGCUGUCUGUCCGGGAUUCUGCCGAUCAAACCUAAGUCGAGGACACCAAGGGCUGAUCGCGGACACAAUACGGCUCAUCCUGAAUACCCUGGUGCUACGGACCGCGGAGGAGGGCGCUAGGAGUUUGGUAUCAGCCGCAGCACUUGGGGUGCAAUCCCACGGCCGCUUCUGGUACGACGAUGAGCUUUACGAUUCGUCUCAUCCACUGUUAUCAAAGGAUGAUAAAAAUACCUUUGUUGAGAAUGUAUGGGAGCGAAUUCAGUCCGUGCUUGCGCAAGAAGACCCUAACUUCAGAAAAGUCACCAGUCUCUUGUGA